This is a messenger RNA of Venustampulla echinocandica, 3021 nucleotides long. RefSeq lists its product as uncharacterized. NCBI's taxonomy places the organism in Eukaryota, Fungi, Ascomycota, Leotiomycetes, Helotiales, Pleuroascaceae. Gene Ontology annotation, cellular component: membrane; cytosol. The transcript is spliced from 21 exons. Gene Ontology annotation, biological process: metal ion transport; GMP biosynthetic process; transmembrane transport. Gene Ontology annotation, molecular function: metal ion transmembrane transporter activity; ATP binding; GMP synthase activity. The coding region runs from base 1 to 3021 and encodes 1006 amino acids. The record is from RefSeq and is a predicted model, not a curated record.
AUGGCAGCGGACUCUGAGCCUGUCGGCGCUGCGCCUCACAAGGCAUUUGAUACGAUACUGACUCUCGACUUUGGUAUCACUCGCCGUCUCCGAGAGCUGAAUGUCUUCUCAGAGAUGCUCCCAUGUACCCAGAAGAUCUCUGAGCUCGACUUCACUCCUAAAGGAAUCAUUCUUUCUGGUGGCCCGUAUUCGGUCUAUGAUGCAGGGAGUCCUCAUGUAGAUCCCGCUAUUUUCGAUUUGAAUGUUCCUAUCCUAGGAAUUUGCUACGGUAUGCAGGAGCUUGCAUACCGCGCAAGUCCAGAUAACGUCAUUGCUGGCACGCACCGCGAAUACGGUCAUGCUACUCUCAAGCCGCAAGUGAUCAACAGCCACGUUGACCGUCUCUUCCAAGGGCUCGAAGAACCUAUGCAAGUAUGGAUGAGUCACGGCGACAAGCUGGCAAAGCUUCCCGAGGCUUUUCAUACCGUGGCUACCUCUGACAAUUCCGAGUACGCUGCCAUUGCCCACGGUACUAAACCCAUCUACGGCAUACAAUUCCACCCCGAAGUUACCCACACGCCGAAUGGCACCAAGCUCUUGGAAAACUUCGCCGUUGGCAUUUGCGGCGCUACGCAAACCUGGACCAUGUCCACGUUUAAGGACCAGGAGAUUGAGCGAAUCCGUAAACUCGUCGGCGAAAAGGGUCAGGUUUUAGGUGCAGUCAGCGGUGGUGUUGAUUCCACCGUAGCCGCCAAGCUUAUGAAAGAGGCUAUAGGAUCAAGGUUCUGGGCAGUCCUCGUUAACAACGGCGUCAUGAGGCUCAAUGAGUGUGAGCAAGUGGAGAAGGAUCUUUCAGAGCACUUGGGAAUCAACCUGAUUGUCGUGGACGCUUCGCAGCAGUUUCUAGACGGGUUAAAGGGCAUCGAGGAUCCAGAGAAAAAGCGGAAGUUCAUCGGUGGCAAGUUUAUCGAUAUUUUCGAAGCAGAGGCAAAGAAGAUCGAGGACGCUGCUGCCAAUUCCGACAAGGCUGGCAAAAUCCAGUUCUUCCUACAAGGCACCCUCUACCCCGACGUGAUUGAGAGCCUCUCCUUCAAAGGUCCAUCUGCAACAAUCAAGACUCACCAUAAUGUUGGCGGCCUACCGGAGCGAAUGACGAACGGGCAAGGCCUAAGCCUCAUAGAGCCCCUUAGAAUUCUCUACAAAGAUGAAGUGCGUCAGCUUGGCCGAGCUCUCGGAAUACCAGAGCAACUUGUGAUGAGACAUCCAUUCCCGGGUCCCGGAAUUGCCGUUCGAAUUAUAGGCGAAGUGACUCCUGAAAAGGUCGAGAUUGCUCGCCGCGCAGAUAAUAUUUUUAUUUCCGAGAUUCGCAAGGCUGGACUAUACGACCAGAUCUCCCAAGCCUUCGCCGCACUUGAUCCAAGUCGUGCCGUAGGAGUCAUGGGGGACAAGCGUGUCUACGGGUAUAUCAUUAUCCUUAGGGCUGUUACAACCACCGAUUUUAUGACUGCCGAAGCUUUUGAAUUCCCUUGGAAGUUCCUCCAGCGCGUUACAAAUCGAAUUAUAAACGAAAUCGACGGAGUGUGCCGUGUUACUUAUGAUGUCACCAGCAAGCCUCCUGGAACGAUUGAGAUGGAUCGAGAACUAGUAGAGGACUUCAUAUUAACAAGGGUGCUGGAUCGCUGGUGGCGCAUCCCGGUAUUGUUAAAAGCGGCCCCCUUGAAAAGCGUGGUAACUUGGGACAUUAUGCUUAGUUGGCUAAAAGCAGCGCGUCGAGACAUUCAUUCAUUCAGCCGCGAGUCGAAUCCAGGGGUCGAGGGGUCAAGGGAUCAAGAUGUUGGACGGAUUGCUAAUGCUGCUCGUGCUGAGCGUGGUGAUGGCUUUGGCCUCGUUCCUCGCCGGCGCACUACCUCUGUCUAUGACCCUCUCCUCGUCGCAAUUGCGAUUGAUCUCGACGAUUGGAAUGGGGGUGUUGGGUCGGGAGUACAUUCCAACACUCGGAGGGGUCUACAACCCCAAUGGAGAGGGGCGCAAAGCUCAUGGCCCAACGCCGGCCUGGCUGCUAUAAUUGUAUCGAGAACGGAGGACCCCGUCCUGGGCCCAAGGGACGCUGGAGAUAUCGAGCUUAGAACCCUUCUGGAUUCUGCGACAUUUAUAGAUAUCAAUAAGAGGGAUUCAUCUGCGGCGACUUCAUCAUCUCCAAGCGCAGGGGAGACUAGCCCGCCUGGAGAAUCGAAGCCCCAGCCGCCUUCCCCAGCCGAUGGAAAGGAGGAACACCACGAUGAGAGGAGUGCGCCCACGUUUUAUGUCGGCCUCUCGUUGAUCUUGGGAUUUAUUCUCAUGUUCCUAGUCGACAAGCUUCCUAGACAUGCCUCGGAAAACCUACAACCUCCACCUCCUACUCGACACAUCUCCCUCGACAACUUGUCCAUGGGGUUAUCAUCAAAUUCAUCCAGUAGGGAUGUGGAAUCUGAAAGCUUCCUCCACUCCCUUACCCCGUCUCCAAAACAAACUCGGAGUUUGGCCACGACAACAGGACUUGUGAUCCACGCUGCUGCUGAUGGGAUAGCCAUGGGGGCAUCGGCAUCGACGUCAAAUACAAAGCUAAGCUUCAUCAUAUUUAUUGCCAUCAUGGUGCAUAAAGCGCCUGCAGCUUUUGGCUUGACAUCUGUCUUGCUAAAGCAAGGCCUUUCAAAACGUGCUGCUCGGGGACAUCUGAUUAUCUUCAGUUUAGCAGCACCCUUUGGGGCUCUUAUGACGUGGCUCCUGGUUAAUAUUCUAGGAGGCAGUCAUAUCGAAGGGGAAACAGGGCAAUGGUGGACUGGUAUGCUGCUGCUAUUUUCCGCCGGAACAUUUUUAUAUGUUGCGAUGCACGCGAUGCAAGAAGAUUCGGGGAGCUACGCCCAUGACCAUUCAGGACCCAAUGGGUACGCUGAUGGGGGGAGCUCACAACGAAACAAGCCCAAACCCCAGAUGAGGGACACGUUUGCGGCAGUUGGUGGAAUGCUGCUACCUCUCCUUACGCAAAUAGGCCAUCACCACUGA